Eimeria maxima is the source of this 3819-nucleotide messenger RNA. RefSeq lists its product as hypothetical. Lineage: Eukaryota; Apicomplexa; Conoidasida; Eucoccidiorida; Eimeriidae. Bases 1 to 3819 code for a protein of 1272 amino acids. The record is from RefSeq and is a predicted model, not a curated record. The transcript has 18 exons.
AUGCGAGUUUGUCUCCUUCUGCUGCUGCUCCUGCAGCAGCUGCUGCAGCACCAGCAGCAGGGAGCAGCAGCGGUUCCUAGCAGCGAAUGCAGGAGCAGCAGCAGCAGCAGCAGCAGCAAUCAGCCACCGCUAUGUGCAAGGCCGCAAGAUAUACAUAUCCACCACCACGACCAGCAGCAGCAGCAACUGCAGCAGCAGCAACUGCAGCAGCAGCAACAGCAGCAGCAGCAACAGCAGCAGCAGCAACAGCAGCAGCAGCAGCAACAACAGCAGCAGCAGCAGCAGCAACAGCAUCAGCAACAACAGCAGCCCCAAGAACAGCAGCAGCAGCAGACAUACAAGCGUCUUGUUGAUGCAUCUAAACACUACAGCAGCAGCAGCAGCAACUACACCACCAGCAGCAACACCAACACCACCACCAGCAGCAGCAGCAACAGCAGCAGCAACAGCAGCAGCAGCAGCAGCAGCAGCAGCAGCAGCAGCAGCAACGUGGUGAGUUAUAAGAGUCUUAAAGGCGAUCCUUUUUCUGUUGUUUUCUCUGAUGGCAAAUUUCUUAUCAACAACAACCCCACCUUUUUAUUUGCUGCAGGUCUAUCUCUCCCUCUAAACCCUUUUUCUCCUCUGCAAAUUCGCCGCUUAUUAAUCGCCAUUCGUGAUGGAGGGUUUAAUGCAGUUAAGCUUUCUAUAUCAUGGAGAGCGCAUGCAGUGGGGCCCUUUACAUUUAAUUUUAGGGGUUAUCUAAAUAUAAAAGGAAUAAUUUCUUUAGCAGCAGCAAUUGGUCUUUUUGUAUUAAUAGAGGGUUUGCUGCCAGGGGAUUUUGCUGCUGCUGCUGCUAGCAGCAGCAGCAGCAGCAGCAGCAACCGCAUGCAGCAGCAACAGCAGCAGCAACAGUUGUUGCUGCAACAGCAGCAACAACUGAAACAGCAGGAGGUUCCUCCAUGGAUUUCCCAUUCGCUGACGGUUCCUUGGGGCUCACCAGAGGCAGAGGCUCAUCUGCUGCUGCAUGCGCAGCGAUGGCUAGCAGCUCUGCGUACAUACUUGGGGCCCUUGGGGCCCAAUGAAGGGGGCCCCCUAAUUGGUUUGGUACUGCGUGGGGGCCCCUCUGUAGAGCGGCUGCUGCAGCAGCCUCUGUACCUCAGCAGCAGCAGCAGCAGCAAAGACAGCAAAGACAGCAGCAACGGCAGUGGUAGUGUUGAUGUACCUCGAGGCCUGAACGUACCUGCUCAGGGAAGCAGCAGCAAGGAAGACAGCAGCACCAGCUGCAGCAGCGACAGUAGCAACUGCAACGACGGCAGCAGCAACAGCAGCAACAGCAGCAGCAGCAAAGCAGAUAGGCGGCUAUUAACCCCAGAAGAAAGGCGUAAAGCUGCGUCUGCAGCAGCUGUUGCCGCUGCAGCAAAGCAGCAACAGCAGCAACAACAACAACAGCAGCACGAACAGCAACAGCAGCAGCAGCAGCAACAGCAACAGCAGCAGCAGCAGCAGCAGCAAGUAGUAGCAGCAACUCUGUGGGGUGAGCUGGAGGCAUUUGGGUUACUUUUAUUAGCUGAGGGUUUUGCUUCAAUUCCUCCAUCAGCAAUACCUGCAACUUCUGCUGCUGCUGCUGUUGCUGCUUCUGCUGGUAGGAGCAGCAGCAGCAGCAGCAGCAGCAGCAGCAAUAGCAGCAGCAGCAGCAGACCCUGGGGAUUCGGUGUGGGAUUGUGGAGGCAGCGUGAACCCUCUAAUCCUUCUCCAGCAGCAGCAGCAGCAAGAGCGGCAACAGCAGCAGCAGAAACAGCAGCAGCAGCAGCAGGAGAUAAUCUAAGGUGGCUAUCAAGCAGCAAGGGGGGCCCCACCCCCUUACCCGUAUUGGGUAUUGCUGCUGUGGGGGGGCCCCCGCCUGAUUGGCAUCUUCUCUAUAAGGAAGAGGGGCCCCCUGGAGCUCAUAGUAAGACCCUACUGGAGGGUCCUCGGCAACAACUCAAAACCCUCGCGGGAGUGGAGGCAAUUGAGAUACAAAAUCUACUUAUUGCAUGCAGCAAUCCAGCACAGCAGCAGCAGCCUACAGCAGCAACAACUGCAGCAGCAGAGGAAGAAACAGCAGCAGCAGCAGCAGCAGCAGCAGCAGACCAGCGCACUGUCCUUCCUCCUUACACAUCCGCAAGUUCGCAUUUGCUGUUUAUUGGAGUUGCUGAACAACAGCAGCAGCAACAGCAGCAACAGCAACAGGAGCAGCAAGAGCAGCAGCAACAGGAACAGCAGCAGCAGCAGCAGCAGCAGCAGCAAGAAGAACUGCUGCAGCAGGAUGUCAAGAUAUUGGCAGCCACAGACGGGACUGUUCUCUUCCAACCCCAGGUAGUGUUGGCGUCCCGACGUGACAUUCAACCAUUCAGCAGCAAACAAAAACAACAGGAGCAACCAGCAUUCUGUUUGCCUCCUGUUGCUGCUGCUGCUGCUGCAGCAGCAGCAGCAGAUGCAGCAGAUGCAGCAGCAGCAAUGGCGUUAGCAGAGCAGCCGGUGCUCACGGAGCCUCUUUGGAUUACACAAGGAAAAACCAAAGCUGUCUGGGUGUAUCUGCAACUCAGCAGCAUCGCGACUCCCCCCGUGCCGCUGCAGCUGCAGCACAGCAGCAGCAGCAGAAGCAACAGCAGCAGCAGCGGUUUACGCUUGCUGGAGGUCCGCCGCAGCAAGCGGCAGCAGCAGCAGCAGGUGUUGCUGCUGCUACUGUCUGGCGGUGUGCUGCUGCAGCAGCAACUACUGGGGCCGUCGCCCCCCGCUAAGGAUUCUUUUGCUGCGCUGCUGCCUCCAGCAGCAGCAGCAGCAAACCUGCAGCUCAUCAGCAUAGCGCUUAACGCGCCGCCUAUGUCGUUGGAGUCUCCGAGCAGCAGCAGCCUGUGGGGCCGCUUGCUGCAGAUGUGGAACAAAGGACGCCAGCAGCAGCAGCAGCAGCAAGAGCAGGAGCAAGAGCAGCUGCAGCUGCAGCAGCAGCAGCAGCAGGUGAUGGUGCAAACAACCGAAGGAGAGUUAGGAGAAGCAGCAGCAGCAGCAGCAGCAACAGACAGCACUGGUUUACCAAUGCAGCAGCAAGAGAAGGAUGCAUCUGCAGCAACAGCAGCAGAAGGAGCAAUAGCAGCAGCAGCAACACCAGCAGCAGCAGCAGCAGCAGCAGCAGCGCUGCUUAGUCCUGAAAUAUUCAUAGAUGGAGUACCAGUGGAUGCAAAAGACCUAACGGUGCGUCUUGGCUCUCUUUUGCCGCUGUGGUUUACAAAACGCGACAAGCAAAUAGAGGAGGCGCCACAACCACUUAAACGGUACACUUUGCUCUUCUUACUACCACAGCGGCACCUACAUAACGCAAAGUAUACUCUGCAUCUCCGCCCGCCUAAGUCAGGUCGAGGAGGACUAUCUGUUGGUGCUGCAACACUCAAUGGUAACCCGCUUGGUGAGUACGCCGUGCCCUAUAGCGUCAUUGAAGAUGGAGAGAAAGAAGCGCAAAUGAUUAUUCCCCCAGACUUCCUAGUAGAGGGCGUCAAUAUACUCAGCCUAAUGGAUGUAUUAGGAGGAAACCCUGAAGGUGUUUUUAUUCGUGAAGAAUUAUACGAAGACGCUGCACAGCAGCAGCAAGUUGCUGCUGCUGCAUCUAGUUGGCAAACAGCAGUUGUGCUGCUGCUGCUGUUUUUCCUUGCUGCCCUUUUGGUCCUGAUCCUAGCAAGAGCAGCAACAAGGAAGAGAAGAAGUUCUCUUCUUCUUGCUGCUCUUAUGCAAGUCGUAAACCCUGAUGAUUUUGCAAGUCCUCAACAUUCUCCUAGAUUAGCUCCUUGUCCUCUUCAUCCUAGCUAG